This is a messenger RNA of Ipomoea nil (Japanese morning glory), 1741 nucleotides long. RefSeq lists its product as uncharacterized. Gene Ontology annotation, cellular component: mitotic spindle; nuclear microtubule. Bases 285 to 1637 code for a protein of 450 amino acids. Lineage: Eukaryota; Viridiplantae; Streptophyta; Magnoliopsida; Solanales; Convolvulaceae. Gene Ontology annotation, molecular function: protein kinase activator activity; microtubule binding. Gene Ontology annotation, biological process: regulation of mitotic spindle organization; mitotic spindle assembly; activation of protein kinase activity. The transcript is spliced from 18 exons. The record is from RefSeq and is a predicted model, not a curated record.
UGCGCUAAUUUCCGGCCGCUGAAGCAUACGAGAAUUUCGCCGGCCAUCGCGACACGGAAAAUCCCCUUCUCUCGUUUCCUCCUCUUCUAUUCUAAGGGUUUAGAUUCGCAUUCUAAACCCUUGCGGCCCCUGAGACGACAACAGGGGUCGUCCGGCGGGGGAUGAGGAAGCUGAAGUGAACCAUUGGGACGUUAAUCAUUUCCUCUGAGUUUUUCUUCUGAUUUUUUGUUUAUCGGUUUUAUGUAAGUUUUUUUGCGGAUUUGAGGACCUUUUUGGCGAGGAAAAUGGACGAAGAUACGGAGUAUUUCGUUGAAGUUGAGCAGGAUGAAUGCUCCAAGCCUUCGGAGAUUGAUUUCGAUUACGAGUAUGACGCCGCUCGUUUCUUCGAUUUCUCCCGCUCGGAGACAAUCUCCGAGAUCCUAGAAGCCGAGCUUUGGUUCCAAGCCUCCGGCAAUUAUCCGGCUUCUCCUUUAAUUGUCAAGUCUAAAUGCGGGAGUGGCACUUCUUUAGAAAUGAAGACAUCAGGAACAUUAAGUGAUAGUAGCAUGUCUCAAGAAACUCCAGAAUCAAAACCAAAAUCAGCACCCAAAUUAUCCAAACACAGGAUUUCAACAUUAAUGAAACCCACUGCUAGUCACCUGGCCAAGCUAAAGCAUGCUCAGAAAGUAUAUUCUACUAACAUUUGUGAAAGAUCACUGAAGGCAGUCAAUAAGUCUGAUGAUCAAUGUCUGCAAAGUUCUUCUGGAUUCGAUAAUCUAGCUACCAAACGACAAAAACUAGAGACUGGUUACUUGUGUAAGGUUUCUCAUCUGAAGCAUCAAGCUCAGAUGUUACACAAAUUAUCCAAAAAGCAGGGUGGAUCUGCUGUUUCCAAUAACUUAGUUAACUAUAAAUUAAAGGUCACUGUUCCCAAACAGCCUGAAUUGAAAACACUGCAUAGAGCGCAAAUCCGGAGAUCCAAGAGUGACUUGCCGUCAAGCGAGUAUGAAAAACAGAAAACUAAUACCCUUAAAGCACUGCCAUUGAACAAAAAAAUUCCUGAGGCUUGUCUGAAGCCCCAACCUAAGAAGAGCCAACAGAAAUUGCCAAAUUUUCGAGAAUUUCACUUGAAGACAAUGGAGAGGGCAAAGAUACAUUCCCCUGAUAAUCUUUUUCAGUUAUCAAGUCAUCAUACUGCUAAUUCUGCUGUACAAAGAACAGCCACUUACCCCAAAAGACCAAAAGCUCCAAGUCCAAUGAGGCAAGAGAAAAGUGAAAGGUCACCCCAGACCAACUCUCGCCUAUCUAAUAGGAAACUUUCAUAUGGGGAACACCAUGCUGUUGAUGUAUGUCAAAAUACCAGCGAAGAGACUACACUCAAUAGAAAAUUCGAAUCUUCAAAUAAUUUGAGACUAUUGCAGCAUCCUCCAACAGAAUUAUUUAACAAGAUGUCCCUUGUACCUGAAAUAGACACUGCUGCUGCAAUACCUCAGCCAAAAUUGCGUCUUUCUGGAAAGGGCAUGAAAGAGAACGCUCCAGAUCCCUUCCGACAUGAAUCUUUAAAAAGUGCUGGGAAACCAAACCACAGUGGAGUAGGGAGGACUACUUCCAAGAAUGUACGCCAUCCCAGCGUCAACAGAAGGUUGGGAAUUUGCUGAGGAGCAAGAAAUGUACUUUGACCCCCUCUAUGCGACAUUAAAUGAUGGAGAUCCUUGUUGCCAGGCAUUGUGUCAUCUUCUGUUCAUGAGACAUUCAAGUGUUG